Messenger RNA from Nicrophorus vespilloides, 2363 nucleotides. RefSeq names its product transcription factor 25 (gene Nulp1). The transcript is spliced from 7 exons. The coding region runs from base 211 to 2157 and encodes 648 amino acids. The record is from RefSeq and is a predicted model, not a curated record. Lineage: Eukaryota; Metazoa; Arthropoda; Insecta; Coleoptera; Silphidae. Gene Ontology annotation, cellular component: RQC complex.
GGUGAUCCGCUGACAAAGGUUAAAAAGUGAUAAAAAAAGAAGAAAAACAUACGGUAUACAUCAAUUCGUACACAUUUACAUAUCAAAUUAACAAACUGUCAGAGUUGACGUUUGAUGUGGAAAACGUCAAUACUCGAAAAGCAUGUCAGAUAGUUUUAUCUGACAUCGGUUUCGAAGUGCUUUUCCUUUCACCUUCAGCAAUCUCUGAAGAUGUCGUCCAGGGUGUUGAGGAAGCUGCAGGGCGGUGACAAAGAGCUCGUAGAAGAAGGCAGCGACAAUGAUAACGAGCUUCCCUCCAGCGGCGGAGCGAGAAGGAAACAACUGAACAUCAACAGAUAUGACCUGUUGAAUCAGCUGUCCCAUUCCGAGAGUGAAGUCAAAGAGGAUGACAAUGAAACUGAGGCAGUCAAGCGCAAGAAGAAGAAGAAAAAGAAAAAGUCUGGCAAGUCUGCGAAUGUGGAGAGAAGCAGUGAAGACAAUGCUGAUAUUGAUGAAGUGGAGAGGUCAGUGAGGGAGGUGAAUAAGUUGCUGGGUGAAUCAAUCAUUGCCAGAUCAUCAUCAACUGGAAGCGGAAGCAAAGUGGAGAGGCACAGUCACAGCAGGAAGAACAUCCUGAGCAUCCAGCAUAAACACUUGAACCCCCAGAAUGAACUGAAACGCAUCUUUGGUUCAAAGAUCAUACAAUCUGAGCAUAAGAGGAAGAAUCGCGGGCAGAGGGGCCACGUGAAGAACACCUGGUUGGUAUCUGGAAAAGAGAAUUGGCCGCCCGUCUCUAAAACUGGAUUGACCAUGAGCCUCGUAGAUACUAAGCACAACUACUUCGGGCCUAUUCAGUACUUCACGUACGAACAUAGCACGUACUACAGGCAGAUCCAGAACAGAUUUCUGGACGCCGUCGACAGCCUAAAUCCCGACAACAUCGUUGCGAUCAUCAACGAUCAUCCUUACCACAUAGAUGCGAUGAUCCAGGUCUCCGAUCUGUGCAAGCUCAGCGAGGAUUUUGCGAUGGCAGCGGAACUGAUCGAAAGGGCUCUGUACUGUCUGGAAUGUGCCUUUCAUCCGUCUUUCAAUGUUACCCAAGGGCAAUGCCGUUUGGAUUACAAAAGACAGGAGAACAGGGCGUUGUUCAUUACAGUUUUCAAGCACCUUUUGAAUGUCGGCAGUCGUGCCUGCUAUAGAACUGCUCUAGAAUUCUGCAAACUCCUCUUGUCUUUGGAUCCGGAUGACCCGCUGGCUGUCAAAUUGGCGGUGGACUUUUAUGCUUUACGAGCUAAAGAGUACAGAUGGCUUAUCGAUCUCUUCACCGAGUGGGAACCUACGAAGAAUCUAUCGCAGCUUCCGAAUUUUGCUUUCUCCGUGCCCAUAGCUUAUUUCCACACUGCCAAUGGUGACACAGCUGUUGCUGACAGUUUGCUGCAGGAUGCCCUGAUCAUGUUCCCCGGUGUUCUUCAGCCGCUUCUAGAGAAAUGCUCGGUACAGAUAGAUGCGCGCGUCCAGAAGCACGAUUUCUUUGGAAGCCAUACGAUUAAUAAGCAGCCUUUAGCGUUGACGCAGCUGAUUAAUUUGUACGUGCACAGAAGUUAUCACGUCUGGAAGGAGUGCGACCUUCUUCCGUGGCUCGAGAAGAACGUGCACGAGGUUCUGGAUCGUGUGGACAGGAAAGAUCCCUUGAUCAAAGAAUACGAGGCCAAAAGAGGUCUCAGAUAUCAAGGCAACUUGCCUAGAAGUAUAGCUAGGCAUAUAGUCCUUAGCGACAUCAAAGGAGUCACAAUCAAUCAUAAUGAAGAAACUUCUGGAGCAAUAGUAUCGUUUGAUCCUCUACCACCAUUGGAUUCCAUCAAUAUUUAUACGAAGUCGAAGAAACCCCGUACUGGUAACACUCAGUCAUCGCCCUUGAGCAUGCUGUUCCGGUCCCUUUUACCGAAUUUUAACGCUAAUGAUAUCCCCGUGGAUCUUUUAGAGGAAGAAGACGGUGCCAGGGCUUUACCAGAAGAUGAGCCUCGUUUAGACGAGGAUCUUCGAAACAGAGUAACUUCGUUGGUAGGAGCUGUUAGAGAUUUGCUCAGCAAUAUUCGUUUGCCUGAUGUUCCCGUUGAUGCUGAUGUCGACGAGAACGAUGAUAGCGAUGACGACGAGCAGAACAACUAUUUAACUUAAAAACAUUCGUAUGAGUUAAAUGGUUUUAAAAAAAAAAUAUAUAUAUAUAUAAAUCAAUAUUUCACCGCUUGGAGUUUUGUACAUAUGAUAUAUGCAAUUAAUACAUUGGUUGACUCAUUUUACGUUGUAAACUAUUCCGAAAUCUUUAAAAGAUUUCUGCAUUUUCCGUUAUACUAUGUAAUGAUUUUAGAAUGCAAUAAAUGAAG